AAAACAGUUGAGUUUCUUUAACUGAACACGCAACAAUACCCCCGAAGAAGAUGAAGUUCCUGAUCAUCCUUGCCCUGGCCGUGGCCGCCUCUGCCUUCCCCGAAGCGCAGCUGCAGCACCGCAACCGUGAGAUGCCCGUCGUCGGCGACAUUGAGGGUCGCAUCACCAACGGCAAGACCGCCUCCGUGGGUCAGUUCCCCUACCAGGUGGGACUUUCCCUCAAGCUGAGCGCUCUGUCCAGCGCCUGGUGCGGUGGCUCUCUGAUCGGCAACCAGUGGGUCCUGACCGCUGCUCACUGUACCGAUGGUGUCCAGUCCGUGACUGUCUACCUGGGCGCCACCGUGCGUACCUCCCCCGAGGUUAGCCACACCGUCUCCAGCAGCAGCAUCAUCAUCCACUCUGGCUGGAACAGCGCCAACCUGCGCAACGACAUCUCUCUGAUCAAGAUCCCCAGUACCACCUACACCACCAAGAUCAAGGCCGUCGCCCUGCCCGCCAUUGCCAGCUCGUACAGCACCUAUGCUGGUGAGACUGUUAUCGCCUCCGGAUGGGGUCGCCAGUCUGACUCCUCCAGCGGUGUGGCCACCAACCUUGCUUACGCCGAAAUGACCGUCAUUGCCAACUCUGUGUGCGCCGCCACCUACGGAACCUCGAUCGUUGUGUCCUCCAACAUUUGCGUCAGCACCACCGGCGGUAUCUCCACCUGCAACGGUGACUCCGGCGGCCCACUGGUCACCAAGUCGACUAUCCAGGUCGGUCUGACCUCCUUCGGAGCUGCUGCUGGUUGCGAGAAGGGCUACCCCGCUGCCUUCACCCGUGUGACCAGCUACCUGGAUUGGAUCAAGACCAAGACUGGCAUCUCCUACUAAGGAGGAGUCAGGGACUUCACUUUAUGAGCAAAAAUAAAAAAGAAUUCUAACGAA
Molecule: messenger RNA, 923 nt
Organism: Drosophila kikkawai
Lineage: Eukaryota; Metazoa; Arthropoda; Insecta; Diptera; Drosophilidae
Product: serine protease 1
Biological process (GO): proteolysis
Molecular function (GO): serine-type endopeptidase activity
Source: RefSeq, a predicted model, not a curated record